Messenger RNA from Argiope bruennichi, 1907 nucleotides. RefSeq names its product protein lin-9 homolog. Gene Ontology annotation, molecular function: DNA binding. Gene Ontology annotation, cellular component: transcription repressor complex; nucleoplasm. The record is from RefSeq and is a predicted model, not a curated record. The coding region runs from base 8 to 1570 and encodes 520 amino acids. The transcript has a single exon. Gene Ontology annotation, biological process: regulation of cell cycle; regulation of transcription by RNA polymerase II; DNA-templated transcription. NCBI's taxonomy places the organism in Eukaryota, Metazoa, Arthropoda, Arachnida, Araneae, Araneidae.
GGGAAAAAUGGCGGAUUCCCUUGAAAAUGAAUCUGUCGCUGCGCUUUUAAGUAUGAAAAGCCAAGCUAGACAUAUACCUACCACUCCAGCACCUGUUCCUGCACGCAGAGAUUGCUCGCCUAGAAUUCGCAAGCGAAACAGGCUUAUAUAUAAUGACCAUGAAGAUACUUCAUAUACCUUGUCCAGAUCAUCACCUAGGAAAACAGUCCGUGUUGCUUCACCUACGCCUACUGUGGUCUCUCAACCUAUGCCGGAUAAACGUGUCGCGCAAAAAGUUGGCCUCAAACUUCGAAAUCUGCUCAAGCUACCUAAAGCUCAUAGAUUCUUAUGCUGCGAAUGGUUUUACUCGAAUAUCGAUCAGCCCCUUUUCCUCAAAGAUAGCGACUUCCAUAGUUGCUUGCAGGAGCACUUUUCAAGCUUGAAAACAACCAAAUUGACUCGAGUAGAGUGGUGCAAAAUUAGAAGGUUCCUUGGCAAACCUCGGAGAUGCUCUCCAGAAUUUUUCGCGGAGGAGAGGAAAUCUCUUGAGAAUAAAAGAAAUAAGAUCCGUCAACUUCAACUACGAAAAAAUGUAGAUUUAGAGCACUUCAAAGAUCUUCCAUCAGAAAUUCCUCUCCCACUCGUAAUCGGAACAAAAGCGACUGCACGAGUUCGCAGCCCACAAGAUGGCCUUUUUUAUGGAUCUAUAGAUGCUGUUGAUACAUCUAACUCUACCUAUCGAAUCACUUUUGAUCGUCCUGGUUUGGGAACUUUCUCGAUUCCUGAUUAUGAAGUUCUGAGCAAUGAUCCUCCUGAAAUGAUGCCAAUAUCAGCAUUUGCUCAAAAAUAUCGUCCAAGAAGUUUGUACUUUGGAUCCCCACGCUUGGUACCACUAUCACCUUGGCCAUCUAAUGACAAUGAUUCAAUGAUGGGUGAGUCAUCGUCCAAAAAUGAGCUUUCUUUUGUGGAAGAUGGCACUUUGGGUGGCUUUCCAAAGAAAUUCCUUGCUCUGCUUGUGAGGCUUACAAAAAUUCUUGCUGUGAAGAAGAAAAAUUUGUCUCUUCUAAAAGAGAUGCAUACUGAAGCAGAGCGAAAUCUUUCUCACGGUCAGCCGAUGACUUUUGAGUUUCAGAAAUCUUACGCAUCUUUAGUACUUGAAUUUGAAAAACUGGACAAAGAUCUCUGUGAGUAUCUGAACAAAGUUCAAACGUAUUGUCAAGAAAUUGCACCAGAGCAAGGACUUCAACCUGUAUUGCAACCAGGUACAAUCAAAGAUCAAUGUCUAAAGGAAGCAUUGGAUUAUAUUGAUCAAAAAGGUGAAGAAGAGGAAUUAGUUGUAAAAAGUCCAAAUAUAGUGAUGCUUGUAGCACAGCUGACAUCACUAAUGUCGCAGCUUAAACAUUUAUCUACUAGUGAAUAUAACUCUUUUGAGUUCAAAUCUUUAUCUGAUACUUUAGUUGAAAUUCAAUCUAAGAUAAAAAGGCAGAAUAUUCCAACAUUUAAGAAUGAAGUCGAAAUUCAUAUCAAUCACAUCCGAGAUGGCAUCAGUCAGAUGGGUAGUUUACAUGCAUUUUCAGCACAAAACAUGUGAAACAUGUUGGUAAAUUAUUUUAUUAUAUAUACAUAUAUAAGUAGUUUCUAUUUUGACUUCUGAAGUUUGAUAUACUUCAGGUUGUAUAUUUUUUCAUGAAUUGUAACAAACUUUUAUCAGUUUCAUGUGGGAGGGGGAAAAAAAUUCUUUACCACAUCUUCAUUAUUCCAUAACACAAAUGUAAAUAUUUAAUUUGGAAAUAUUGUAAAAAUAUUUAUUGCUAUGUGUAGUUAUAAACUAUAUUUUAUUGUAUUAUAGUUGAGAAGUAUUGUACAAAUAUUAUUCUGCUUAGAAUUUUAAAAUUUGGCUUAUUGUAAGUGGAUUGUUUUCUUUUUCU